Messenger RNA from Salvia splendens (bonfire salvia), 1575 nucleotides. Its product is annotated as E3 ubiquitin-protein ligase RNF170-like. Bases 799 to 1377 code for a protein of 192 amino acids. The transcript is spliced from 6 exons. Lineage: Eukaryota; Viridiplantae; Streptophyta; Magnoliopsida; Lamiales; Lamiaceae. The record is from RefSeq and is a predicted model, not a curated record. Gene Ontology annotation, molecular function: ubiquitin protein ligase activity.
AUAUUGGGUUGGCUUGACAUGUUUCUUCAUAAGGGAUGGUAUCGAAAUUGAAUGGAAUAGCUCACUGCUAACUGUUAUAUAGUUUACUUAUGUCGGGUUCUCUUUCUUUCCAACUGUUUUAUUUCUUCCAUGUCAAACUGAAUUGAAUUGAGUUUUAUGUUAAUGUGAUGUCUGGAUCCUCGAUACUAUAUAAUUAUGUUCCCCAUUCAUCUGUACUGAUUCAGCUAGGAAGAGAAGAAAUUGAUGACAUCGUUGCAGAGAUUGGAGAAAUUGAGUUUUAAAUAUUGAUUGUUUAAUUUGCAUUUUAUAUAUAGACGGAUUGCAUUUUAGUAGAACGUGAGACCCACUUUUUUAUAUUGAUUUUAUAAUAAAAUGUGAGUGAAAUGAAUUAGUAGAAUGUGAGACUUAUGAAAAAUAAAGCAGGAUAAUUAUUAUGGGACGAAUCUAAAUAGAAAAGAGUAAUAAUUAUUAAGGGACGAACAAGUAAUUAACAAAUAGAAUAUAGAGGGGAUAUUUUCGCACGGAAACGAGUGAUUUCAGCUCAUUCGAAUGAGACAAAGAGGGGGUAUUUUCGUACGGAAACAGUGAUGUGGAAAUGCGUAGGGGUAUUUUCGUACAUCCACAUAAAUAUUCAUCUCUUUCUGUCAUGGCGGUGAGACUGCUGCACGUAUACACUGAGAAGAGCACCGUGAUCAAUAAAUGGGAAAUUACAAUCGACAAAUGUAAUCAACUCAACAGCUUAAGAAAUUGAUCAAACGGAAGAGGCGACGAUGUUGAGUUGGUUCAGAAAAGGCAAGAAUGAGAGCGGAGUUACCAGCAAGGAUUUGCCGCCGGAAGAUGACUGCUGCCCCAUUUGCUUCAAUGAAUUCCACGUUCCAUGCCGGACUAACUGCGGCCACUGGUGGAUGCCUUCUUGGGAUUUUGAGAUCCGUUGUGAAUUACUACCACCUUUGCAAGUGCCCUGUCUGUGAAUCCUUGAUAUAUAAACUUGUUCCCCUUUUACCUGCACUGGUUCAGCCAGGAAGAGAAGAAGAAGCUAGUGAGAUCCUCGGGGAGAUCGAGCAAUUUAAUACUGAAGACGAGCAUAGAAGACAAUUUGGUGAGCUCAAUGAGCUCCUCAGAGAGAGGAAGAAAAAUCGUGAAGACUCGAUUGUAUUUCGCAUCUUCAUGAAAUAUGGAGAUCUGAUCGAGGGUGUGACAAAAGCUCUAGUUUGUCUAUUAUGGUUUAGUUUUGUGCUGAAGCAAUUUGUCAACAUAAUAACUGACUUCCGCUUGUGGCCAAAUGAAGGGAUGGCAUUCCGACUGUGUCAAACGCUGAGAUGUGCUAUUGUUGUACUUGGUUUGAUUUGGAUGUUUAGGCGACAUAUAUGGGGAUAGAAUUCGAUGCAUUUGGCUGAAUAGAAUGGAGAUCGACAAUGGAUUCUGUUGCAGGAAAAUGUGUUUUUUGUGAACAUUCAAAUGCUUGCUGUGGAUAGAGUGAUUUUCUGUCUUUCUUGUCCAACAGCAACUCAUCAUUUGGAGCUUUUCUUAAUUGAGUUCAUCAAUAUAUCAAAUGCAAUAGACUUAUCUUCUCUA